Molecule: messenger RNA, 3159 nt
Organism: Capsella rubella
Lineage: Eukaryota; Viridiplantae; Streptophyta; Magnoliopsida; Brassicales; Brassicaceae
Exons: 1
Coding region: 387-3068 (893 amino acids)
Source: RefSeq, a predicted model, not a curated record
UUUAUUUUUAGUAUUUUUUUUUUUUUGGUGUGUGUUUCCCUCUCUUCCUUCUCUCCUGAGAGAGACUAGACUGGUCCUAGGGUUUGAGCUCCUUUUGACUCUUCUCUACUCUUUCUUGGAUUCCUUCUCACCCUUAUUCGUGUUUUCUUCUUUCUCGUACUUUAGUUCGUUGAACUUGUUCCCUUUUACUUUCUUCUUCUUCCGUCAAUUUCGUUUCCUUCACUCUUUGUUUUUUUUUUUUCUCUCUGAAAGUUUCCAUUUUUGAGGUCUCUCUUCUUUGAUCUGUUUCAAAGCUAUUCUCUUUUCUCCUAAUUCGUAACUUCUAGGAUUUUAUAAUGAGCUACAAGACAAACCCUUUUUGCUGAAUCUCCUUAAUUCUUCUUGAAAUGCAUUUCUCUCUGUGGAAGCAAAUUCAUCACUGUGCGUCUCUCAUCUUAGACAAGAGUAGGAGUAGGAGAAGAAGAGAUGGGUCUGAUUCAUCUGUCACUGUCAAGAAAAAAGCUGCAAUGCUUCGGAAAUUGUAUGAAGAUAAGCUCAGGGAAGCUUUAGAGGAAGCUUCUGAGAAUGGGUCUCUCUUCAAAUCCCAAGACAUUGACCAAGAUAACGGAGAUGGGAGCUUGGGUCGUUCCAGAUCCUUAGCUAGGCUCCACGCUCAGCGUGAGUUUCUGCGCGCCACUGCUUUGGCAGCUGAACGUAUCAUCGAAUCAGAAGACUCUAUUCCUGAGCUCCGUGAAGCUUUGACCAAGUUCCUUCAAAUGUACCCAAAGUAUCAAGCUUCUGAGAAGAUUGAUCAGUUAAGAUCUGAUGAGUAUAGUCACUUGUCAUCAUCGUCUUCAAAGGUAUGUCUUGAUUACUGUGGAUUUGGUCUCUUCUCUUAUGUUCAAACUCUGCACUAUUGGGAUACUUGUACCUUUAGUCUCUCUGAGAUUACUGCGAAUUUGAGUAACCACGCCCUCUACGGUGGAGCUGAGAGUGGUACUGUGGAACAUGAUAUCAAGACUAGGAUCAUGGACUAUUUGAACAUCCCUGAGAAUGAGUAUGGUCUUGUUUUCACAGUAAGCAGAGGCUCUGCUUUCAGAUUGUUAGCGGAAUCUUAUCCUUUCCAGUCUAAUAAGCGGCUUUUGACAAUGUUCGAUCACGAGAGUCAGUCUGUGAAUUGGAUGGCACAGACCGCGAGGGAGAAAGGCGCAAAGGCUUAUAACGCUUGGUUCAAAUGGCCAACGUUGAAGCUUUGUUCGACUGAUUUGAAGAAACGUUUGUCUUAUAAGAAGAGGAAGAAGAAGGAUUCUGCGGUUGGGUUGUUUGUGUUUCCUGCGCAGUCUCGUGUUACAGGUGCCAAGUAUUCCUACCAGUGGAUGGCUUUAGCUCAGCAGAACCAUUGGCAUGUGUUGCUUGACGCUGGUUCUUUAGGUCCCAAAGAUAUGGAUUCACUAGGUUUGUCAUUGUUCCGGCCUGAGUUUAUCAUUACCUCCUUCUACCGUGUAUUUGGGCAUGACCCGACAGGAUUUGGUUGCCUGUUGAUUAAGAAGUCAGUUAUGGGGAGCCUUCAGAGUCAGUCUGGAAAAACAGGAUCAGGAAUAGUGAAGAUCACACCUCAGUAUCCGUUAUAUCUCAGCGAUUCAGUAGAUGGUCUUGACGGAUUAGUUGGUUUUGAAGAUCAUGAUGACGAUAAAAUCAAAGAAGCUCAUCGUCCAGCAACUCAGAUGCCGGCUUUCUCUGGUGCAUACACUUCAGCACAAGUGAGGGAUGUGUUUGAAACAGAGCUCCUAGAAGAUAACAUCUCCUCUGAUAGAGAUGGAACUACUAGCACCACAAUUUUUGAAGAAACCGAAAGUGUUUCAGUUGGAGAGUUGAUGAAAAGCCCGGUUUUUAGUGAAGAUGAGUCAUCAGACAAUUCGUUUUGGAUUGAUUUAGGACAAAGUCCUCUUGGGUCUGAUCAGCAUAAUAAAAUUGCUUCUCCACUACCACCAAUCUGGCAUACCAACAAGAAAAACCACAAACAACGACAAUCACCUAAACCAAUACCAAAGAGUUACAGCAGUCCAAUGUAUGAUGGUAAUGACGUCCUUUCGUUUGAUGCUGCUGUUAUGUCAGUUACAGAGCCCGGGACAAACUCGACUCCUUCACGGAAUAGGAGGAACUCUAGUAACAAUCUCCAUGUUCAAGAGAUACAAGAAGAAAACUACGGCCAUAGCUGGGCAAAUGGCUCAAAAUCUUCGAACCUUUCAUCAGAAAUCAAAGAGAGUGCUAUUCGACGAGAAACAGAAGGAGAAUUCAGGUUACUGGGAAGAAGAGAUGGCGGUAGAAGCAGGAUACUGGGUGUGGAAGAUGAACAUCCGAGCAAAGGAAGACGGGUUUCAUUUAACAUGGAACGUGUUAGUCAUAGCAUAGUAGAGCCUGGUGAAGCUUCUCUAGCUAGCGUCUAUGACGAAGAGUACCAUAACACAAGUGAUGUUGACAAUGAAGACGAUGAGGGUGCGGAUGAUGAAUGGGAUAGGAGAGAAACCGAAACCGAGAUUGUUUGCAGACAUAUAGAUCAUGUGAAUAUGUUAGGUCUGAACAGAACCACGACUAGACUCAGGUUUCUGAUAAAUUGGCUUGUGAUAUCGUUACUGCAACUGCAAGUGCCUGAAUCAGGAGGCAGAAACAUGAAUCUUGUGCAGAUAUAUGGGCCGAAGAUCAAAUAUGAAAGAGGAGCAGCGGUUGCAUUCAACGUUAGAGAUAAAAGCAAAGGUUUUGUUAGUCCUGAAAUUGUUCAGAGACUCGGUGAAAGAGAAGGUGUAUCUCUUGGCAUUGGUAUAUUGAGUCACAUACGCAUAGUUGAUGAUAAACCGAGGAAUUAUAGAGCUCGGACUAAAGAAGAUAGUGCUUUGCACUUGCAGAACGAAGCCGGGAAAAACGGGUUUAUAAGAUUCGAGGUUGUUACAGCUUCUCUUAGUUUCUUGACAAACUUUGAAGAUGUUUACAAGCUUUGGGCUUUUGUGGCCAAGUUCCUAAACCCUGGUUUCAGCAGAGAAGGUUCGCUUCCUACAGUUGAAGAAGAAGAAGCAGAGGAUUCAGAGACGUGAGUUUUGUUGUAGAAAAGCACAAAGCCGCAACUUUUAGAGGGUAACUUGGAGAGGCUGACAUAACCAAUGAUUGUAUCGUCAAGAAUCCAUG